AUGUACCCCAGAAAAGACUCCAACCCUGGCACCUCCAUGUUCAGCCUCCUCAACGACUCCUACAUUGACCACCAACGCAUCAUCAUCGUGGGUGCUGGGUUUGGGGGCUUGCUGAAUGCCGUGAGACUGCUGCAGACGGGGAAUUUUGGACCUAAGGAUAUUUUGUUUCUGGAUGCGGCUUCGGGGUUUGGCGGGACGUGGUGUUGGAAUGAGUAUCCGGGGUUGAUGUGUGAUAUUGAGAGCUAUAUCUACAUGCCUCUGUUGGAAGAGACGGGGUACAUGCCCUCUCACAAGUAUGUGUCGGGUGUUGAGAUCAAGGAGCAUGUUUAUCGGAUUGUUCGCAUGUAUGGUCUCUACCAUCGUGCCUUGUUGUGUACAAGUGUGAACAGUCUGGUCUGGGAUGAGGAUGAGAUGAACUGGACUGUCAAGGCCGUCCAACACCGUCACCAGGGCAUCUUCCCCUUGACCUUCACAGCCGACUUUGUUAUCCUAACCGCGAACCCGGUGAGUAUUCCCAAGCUACCCAAUAUCGAUGGUAUUUCGGACUUUCAGGGUAAAAAAUUUCACAUGGAGCGUUGGGAUUACAAAGUCACUGGCGGCUCCGCAGAUCUUCCUGUCCUACAGAAGCUGCGCGACAAGAAAGUUGCUAUCAUUGGUACAGGUGCGACUGCUGUGCAGGUUGUUCCUCAUCUCGCAGAGUGGUCUCAGAAGCUGUACGUUUUCCAGCGCACGCCCUCUGCUGUGGACCGACGUGAUAAUUGUCCGACGGAUGCCCAAUGGUGGGCGGAGACUGUCUCGCAGGGGCCUGGCUGGCAGACAAAGCGCAUGGAAAACUUCAACGACUUCGUCAGCAAUGCGCCCAACCUGCCUGACGUCGACCUUGUGAACGAUGAAUGGAGCCGCGCUCAUUCGUACAGCGCUCUAUUCGGAGGCCCCCAGAACCGGAACCCAGGCUACCUGAAAGAAAUGGAAAUGGUGGAUCUCCUCCGUCAGGACAAAAUCCGCAACCGCGUCUCCCAAGUCGUCGAGCGCAAGAAAACAGCAGACCUCCUGAAACCCUGGUACUCCGGCUGGUGCAAGCGGCCCUGCUUUCAUGACGAAUACCUCCAAGCCUUCAACAACCCGAACGUGGAGCUCAUCGACACCAACGGCAAAGGCGUCGUCUGUGUCACUCAGAAAGGUGUAGUCACUAAUCAAAUCGAAUAUGAAGUCGACGUGCUCAUCUUCGCGACGGGAAACAACGUCACUGACCGAAAAACCCCUGAUGCUCGCUCGGAUAUGUUUAUUUCAGGACGUGGCCAGAAGUCGAUGCGCAUGGCUUGGAGGGAUGGCGUCGCAACGCUGCACGGAUUGACGACGCGCGGUUUUCCGAACCUUUUCUUUCCUGGUCCGAACCAAGCCGGCAUCACAGCAAACUAUACCUACUUUCUCGAUCAGAUGGCGCAGCAUGUUGCCUACAUUAUCUCGAGCGCUACUAAGGAGCAAGGUCCGUAUAAGGUCACGGUCGAACCAUCUAUUGAGGGUCAAGAGGCGUGGUCUAGGGAGGUUAUGAUGCGUGCCGAUGGUCUGGCUGGGAUGGCCAACUGUGCACCUGGAUACUUUAAUAUGGAGGAAGACUUUGAUCAGUCCAAGGUUCCAGAGGAGGUGCUCAAGGCGGCGCGAGCGAAGCACUGGGGCGAAGGAGUGAUGGACUGGGUGAAGAUUCUUGAGGACUGGCGGGAGAAGGGAGGAAUGAAGGGGUUGGAGGUAAAAAGAUUGAAAAAGAUUAUCACCAAUGAGUGAGCUCG
Molecule: messenger RNA, 1787 nt
Organism: Aspergillus ruber CBS 135680
Lineage: Eukaryota; Fungi; Ascomycota; Eurotiomycetes; Eurotiales; Aspergillaceae
Product: flavin-containing monooxygenase
Exons: 2
Coding region: 1-1782 (593 amino acids)
Source: RefSeq, a predicted model, not a curated record